ACAUUAAGAAAAACCCAUCCCUCUUUCUCUCUGCCUCGCACGCCUCUCUCACUCGCCCAAGACUUGUUCUCUGUUCUAGGGUUAGGGUUUUGUGAUUUCAGUUUUGAUUUGGGAAAAUGAGUUCUAAAGAAGCUGGUUCGACGAAGGGAGGCAGGGGCAAACCGAAGGCCUCCAAGUCUGUAUCGAGGUCUCAUAAAGCAGGGCUCCAGUUUCCGGUGGGUAGGAUCGCCCGAUUUCUUAAGGCCGGCAAGUACGCAGAGCGGGUUGGUGCUGGCGCACCUGUAUAUCUCUCCGCCGUGCUCGAAUACCUUGCUGCAGAGGUAUUGGAGCUUGCUGGAAAUGCUGCAAGGGAUAACAAGAAGAACCGUAUUGUGCCAAGGCACAUCCAACUGGCCGUGAGGAACGACGAAGAGCUAAGCAAGCUAUUGGGGUCUGUGACCAUUGCUAAUGGAGGAGUGUUGCCAAACAUCCACCAAACUCUUUUGCCGAAGAAGGUGGGCAAAGGCAAGGGCGAUAUUGGAUCUGCCUCUCAGGAGUUCUAGAGGGUUCUCUCCCUUCUGUGGAGUUAAAGAGUAGUUACUGCAGUUGUACUAUAUGAAGUUGUUUUUUAAUUUUUUGGGAUAGAGCUUGAUCAUUUGGUACUUGGAAUUGGUAUGCUAUAAAUGAAAGUUUGUGUUAGGAUUUUCUCAA
This is a messenger RNA of Prunus mume (Japanese apricot), 690 nucleotides long. It is a transcript of the gene GAMMA-H2AX, whose product is annotated as gamma histone. Gene Ontology annotation, molecular function: protein heterodimerization activity; DNA binding; structural constituent of chromatin. Gene Ontology annotation, cellular component: nucleosome. The record is from RefSeq and is a predicted model, not a curated record. NCBI's taxonomy places the organism in Eukaryota, Viridiplantae, Streptophyta, Magnoliopsida, Rosales, Rosaceae.